Messenger RNA from Petromyzon marinus (sea lamprey), 2870 nucleotides. RefSeq names its product monocarboxylate transporter 2-like. The record is from RefSeq and is a predicted model, not a curated record. Gene Ontology annotation, molecular function: lactate transmembrane transporter activity. Gene Ontology annotation, biological process: plasma membrane lactate transport. Gene Ontology annotation, cellular component: basolateral plasma membrane. Lineage: Eukaryota; Metazoa; Chordata; Hyperoartia; Petromyzontiformes; Petromyzontidae.
AUGUGUUGGGAUCGAACCCACGACCUCCUGCAUACCGGACGAGGUACUUAACAUCUCGCCACCGUGAAGGGGACAGAGGUGAAGAAGCACUCGCAACGAGUGCCCUUCACUUGGCUGCUUGACACAGACCCUCAAAUGGACCACUCACAGUUGCACGUCUCCUUCAACUUUAAAACAAAGAACAAACUUGUUUCUACACACCUGCUUAUAACACGCACACCGUCCCAUGUUUUGUAAAGAGAAGAUGAUUGCAGCGCAUUGCAUCAACGUGUGUCAAGGCACACGCCUUCCCAUAGCCAACUGGGUGCAAUUUAAAAUGAUGCAAGCCUCGGUUAUAGUACGUGUGUGCGGCUUGUCUGACUGUUCCAGUUUGUGUGGUUUCGUGAUUAGUGUGAUACCCAGUGCACAACAUUAUGCUUGUUAUUUUAAUGACUUCAAAAUCCAAAGGAAGCUGAGUUUUUUUUGGAGGGGUUUCAUGAAUUGAUUAAUUAUACUGUUUGUUGAAUUCACAUUCCAGAGCAGCCUUAGGACCAUGAAAGCUGUACCAUGGACACAUUGUAAGUCUUGUUUUUUCCCUGCAAUUGAAAAAUAAUCAGAGGAGGUGGCUAGGAAGUUUUUGAGGGCUAGUUCCAUUAGCUGCCACCUCUGAGACUUUGGAUUCAGGUAUCGUCCACCAGUGAUGAAGCUACGUUCUCAAGUGUAGUGAGGUGAUUGCCUAAGCGUGGUCACCAAUGACAGCACAAAAAUAAAUCGUAGAAAAAUGCAUUCGUACGUACAUUCGUUUUUUUUACUCAAACACUCCAGAGGGGCUUUCUCGGGCUUACCUUCAAUUGAGGCCGUGCUGCCAGCAGCGGCAUGGGUAAGCAAUUGCAGGGCUGCACAUUUACCUAUAUAAAGCAACUUACAAAUUUCGUGCAAAACAAAUUCUUUCACGUAUCUGUCUCUCCCACAAAGGUUGUUGGGAAAGGAUUAAAGUUGUGGCAUUAGCAUGUAGGUCACAAUGGUGCCAACAUUUCCAUGCAGUCAGCUGUGCAAAUAUUAGCCGAGCAAGCCUUAGGUCCGGGUUCUUUGGAGCAUUUCAGAGUGGACAUAUCAAAGACCUUUAAUGUGCUGCACAAAAAUAAUAAGAAUAACACUGCAGGUAUUCCAAAAAACAGCAAAAUAUAUUUAAAAAUUUUCGUGCGUUCGUCUCUUUAUUAUUACUAUUGUUAUUCCUAAUAUUUUUGGUUCGCUUUUCCUUUUCAUCAGAUUGCUGCCGCUAACCCGCGGUUGGGCUGAAGACCGGCGAGGCUUGCGCGGAACACAACGAAAACCGGCGAGAAAGAAGGAAUUCCUGUCUCCGUUGCUUAAUUUUAUUUUUUCUUUAAGCGGGGUUCGUUUCAACUUGCGAAGUUAAAAGGUUCGAAUAAAAAUGCCUCCGCCAGUGAGUGCCACGGAGGGAUACACGCCCCCUGAUGGUGGCUGGGGUUGGGCAGUGGUCGUCGGGGCCUUCAUCUCCAUCGGCUUCUCCUACGCCUUCCCCAAAGCCAUCACCGUGUUCUUCAAGGACAUCCAGGAGAUCUUCCACACCACCUACAGCGAGAUCGCAUGGAUCUCCUCCAUUAUGCUGGCCGUCAUGUACGCCGGAGGUCCCAUCAGCAGCAUCCUCGUGAAUAAAUACGGAAGCCGUCCCAUAGUGAUUGCCGGCGGAAUCCUCGCUGGAACCGGAAUGAUAGCGGCGUCAUUCUGCAAUACCAUUUUCCAGCUCUACUUCUGCAUUGGCGUCAUUGGAGGUCUGGGCUUGGCAUUCAACCUGCAACCCGCACUCACGAUAAUCGGUAAGUAUUUUUACAAGAAGCGCCCCAUCGCCAAUGGAAUCUCGAUGGCCGGGAGCCCCGUAGGCUUGAGCACCAUCGCUCCGCUCAACCAGGUCCUAAUCAACAACUUCGGCUGGCGAGGGAGCUUCCUCAUCCUGGCCGCUUUGCUCUUCAACUGCUGCGUGGCCGGUUCUCUCAUGAGACCCGUGGGACCCACUCCGGCCAAAGACGCUCGGAAGAAGGGCAAAGAGGAGGUGCCGAAUAACUUGGAAAACCCCCUGCUCGCGACCUCAAACUCCGAGGCGAAAGACAAGAACGGCGACUCGUUCUCCAGCCGCUUCAUGCAGCUGCUGGACCUGACGCUCUUUAAGCACCGCGGCUUCCUCAUCUACCUCUCGGGAAACGUGAUCAUGUUCUUCGGAUUCUUCGCGCCUGUCGUUUUUCUCGCCCCUUACGCCAAGCACAUGGGCAUAGAAAACUACUCGGCCGCCUUCCUGCUCUCCGUCAUGGCCUUCGUCGACAUGGUGGCGAGGCCCACGACAGGCCUCCUGGCGAACCACCCGCGCAUCCGGCCCAAGAUCCAGUACUUCUUCAGCUUCGCCGUCUUCUUCAACGGCUUCUGCCACGUCAUGUGCCCCUUCGCGUCCGACUACACGGGGCUCGUGAUCUACGCCGCCUUCUUCGGCAUGGCUUUCGGCAUGGUGAGCGCCAUGCUCUUCGAGACGCUCAUGGACCUGGUCGGGGCUCAGAGGUUCUCCAGUGCUGUGGGGCUGGUCACCAUCGUUGAGUGCUGCCCAGUGCUUCUGGGUCCACCCAUCGGAGGCUGGCUGGUGGACGUCACGGGCGACUACAAGUACAUGUACUACGUGUGCGGCGCCAUCGUCAUGGUGGCGGGCAUCUACCUCUUCAUCGCCAACGGCAUCAACUACCACCUGCUGGCAAAGGAGAAGCGCGAGCGGGAGAAGGCGGCGGCGGCGGGCAGGGAGAUGGUCGCCCCUGGCACGCACAACUCCCCGCCGCUCGACGCAGCGGAAAUCAAAGAGAGCAAUGCCUAAAGGGUACACGGGCAUUGUG